CAGCGGCUCCUCGUCCUUCUCAUGGGCGUCUCUGGAUGCGGCAAGUCGACGACGGCUCGGCUCCUCCAGGACCGGCUUCCCAACUGUGUUUUCCUCGAGGGCGAUGACUUCCACCCGGCAGCAAACAGAAACAAAAUGACCAGCGGACAGCCCCUCAACGAUCAAGACCGAGCGCCGUGGCUCGCGGCCAUCCAUGCAGAGCUCGUGCAUCGAUGGCUCGACGCCGAUGGAGGCAUGUCGCCCGACACGAUUGUUCUGGCCUGUUCGGCGCUCAAGGCUCGAUAUCGCAGUGUGCUGGUCCCCGUCGAUGCGCCGUUUGCUGCCUUGGUGGUGUACUUGCGGGUUGACCGCGAUGCGCUAUCGCAGCGGCUCUCCGCGAGGACAGACCACUUUUUCAACCCAGCAUUGCUCGACUCACAGCUGAGCGCACUCGAGUCCCCG
This is a messenger RNA of Polychytrium aggregatum, 441 nucleotides long. Its product is annotated as gluconate kinase 2 in gnt i system, thermoresistant. Lineage: Eukaryota; Fungi; Chytridiomycota; Chytridiomycetes; Polychytriales. Gene Ontology annotation, cellular component: cytoplasm. The record is from RefSeq and is a predicted model, not a curated record. Gene Ontology annotation, molecular function: gluconokinase activity. The annotation marks the transcript as partial. The transcript is spliced from 2 exons.